AUGUUCACACAGCCUCACGAUAAAGAAGUUUUCAGAGAUAGCAAAUUCAACAAAACAAGCACUGCGCCUUCUUUGAGUUCUAAAAUACACCGGCCCUCUGAUAAAAUGGAUAAGGAUGCGCGAGAGCAAGAGGUGUUUAGGAGGCUACCUGCGAUUCCCACAAUUCUGGAGCAAGAUAAAACAAGAGAGGAGGAAAGAGUGUCGCCUCCUUUGUCUUUGAACCCGGAUGUAGAGUACUCUUCAGCAGGGUCUUCCUCCCACAAGUUAAUUCGGUCAAGCAUGUACACUAUCCCAGCAGACGAGGACUUGUUUGAGCUAAUUGGCCUUCCAAUGCUUAUUGUGGCGCAGCCAUUCAAUGACUCUGUGGCUGUCCCUGAGUACCGGGCAGACUAUCUGUACAAGUGCAAGGAGUGCGGGUCAUUCCCAACAGCAGCACAGGAAGACGGUCUUCUAAGAGGGCAGUCUGAGAAUACGUGCCAGUUUAAGUGCGCCAUGUGCGGGUGCUCAAAUGAAAUAGUGUCAGAGUGUCCGUCCCUUAAGGAGCAUACAGUCGAGUACAUAUGUGAAGAUAGUUGUGCAAAAGACAGAAGCUGGUACGCCUCAGACAACCUUCCUAAGUCUGGGAUGGCAAUGCCUUCUUGCAGGAAGUGGAAGGAGCCGUGCCUUAUUUUCAUGAUAGACUGCUCUGCCUCCUCUCGAGGGAACACAGGGUAUAUUGAGUUUAUGAAUGGCAUGCGGAGUAUUCUGGGGUCUAGUGAUCUUUCUCUGUUUUACAGGAGAUUUGCAAUUGUUUUGGUAAAUGAAGAAGUCUCUGUGGUUUCUGACGGGGAAAUGGGAUAUGCUUUGCACGUCAUGCAUGAUGUAAAGGGAGACUACGGUCUGUGUGCUCCUUUGUUUAUUGAGACAGAGAGUCUGACUGAAGAAAGAGUUACUUCACUGGUGCAGCUGAUUGAGGGAACACCUUCUUCGCAGUUUAACAUUGCUGGGGGCGUGACUGUUGCUGUUCAGUUGGCUGCAUACACAGGUGGCUGCAAGCUGAUGGCCUGGCUGGGAGGCAGUGAAUACUCUGAGGUGCCUGAGCAAAUAGCGCAGACAGCAGUUGACUGCGGUGUGUCCAUCUGUGUGUUCACAAGCCCGCACAGCAAGCUUAGCAAGCUGUACAAGACAGUUAUGUCAACGGGCGGGUCAAUUGAAAGAGACGGCAUUUCUGUGGCAGUGGUGGAGAAGAUCAUGCAGGAGUCAUUCUUCAGAUGUGCUGUCCGUGUGGUCUGCAGCAAUGGAAUUAAGAAAAGAGCUGUCUACAGCAGCGGAUCAUCUGAGAAUAUAUCAAUGAUCUCAUUCCCUGUGAUGUCUGCAUCCACUGCUUUUUCUGUGAGCUUCUCUGUUGAAGACUUCCUUAAGGAAGGAUCUUCUGUGCACAUCCAGUGCAUUGUGGAGUACAUAAGCUCAAUGGGUGAGAGCAGAGUCAGAAUCAUAAACAUAUCUCUGAAGGCAAGCAGAGUGAUGCAGCAGAUAUUUAUAGGAAUGGCAAUGGACACAAUGUUCUGUGGAAUGUGUAAGUAUAUAUGCUCUGACCCAAUAAAUAUGGUAGAAAAUGUAAGAAAGGCAGAGACUUCCAUGGUGACAGCACUUUCUUUGUAUAAAAGAUCCUGUGCAAAGGACACGUCUCCAUCACAGCUGGUGCUUCCAGACACAAUCAAGGGUCUUCCUGUUCUGAUGCAGGCAGUCCUUAAGUAUCCAAAGGUGCAACUUGGGCCCUCUGUGAAGAUUGAGCUUGCGUGUGAGCUUAUGCCUCUUCCUGUGGACAGGACAUUCCGAAUGUUCUAUCCCCGGCUUGUAAAAAUAUCCUCCCUGUUCACAGUUGGGGGCAUUGAUGAUCUCAUGGGGGAGAGACUCAGCAUGCGGACCCUGGACUCUGAUGAGAGCUAUAUCAUGGACACAGGGUGCAAGACUAUUCUGUGGUUUGGGAAGGAUGCAGUUGACUAUAUUGAUGAAAUGAUUCAGAAUGAAGUUGUUAUAGCUGCCCUGGAGAGACUUAAAGAGACCUAUGGAGUAGAGUUGAAGGUCACUCACUGCAUCCAAGGAGAACUUGAUGCAGACUUUAUUGGGUACAUGGUAGAAGACCAGAUGGGUGGAUAUCCAAAAUACCAGGAAUAUUUAGGAUCUCUGCAUGGGAAAAUAGUUAAAAAAUAA
This is a messenger RNA of Nematocida ausubeli, 2193 nucleotides long. RefSeq lists its product as uncharacterized. Lineage: Eukaryota; Fungi; Microsporidia. Gene Ontology annotation, biological process: intracellular protein transport; COPII-coated vesicle cargo loading; endoplasmic reticulum to Golgi vesicle-mediated transport. The record is from RefSeq and is a predicted model, not a curated record. Gene Ontology annotation, molecular function: zinc ion binding; SNARE binding. Gene Ontology annotation, cellular component: COPII vesicle coat; endoplasmic reticulum exit site. The transcript has a single exon. Bases 1 to 2193 code for a protein of 730 amino acids.